Carya illinoinensis is the source of this 852-nucleotide messenger RNA. RefSeq lists its product as uncharacterized. Lineage: Eukaryota; Viridiplantae; Streptophyta; Magnoliopsida; Fagales; Juglandaceae. The record is from RefSeq and is a predicted model, not a curated record. Bases 1 to 852 code for a protein of 283 amino acids. The transcript has a single exon.
AUGGCCAUCCCUACUUAUACCAUGAGUUGUUUCAAGUUACCAGCUACUCUUUGUAGUGAGUUGGAACUAUUAAUGGCAAAUUUGUUGUGGGGCCAGAAUCAGGAGGAACAGAAAAUUAGAUGGGUAGGAUGGAAGAGAAUGUGUAAGACAAAGGAGUUAGGAGGGCUGGGUUUUAAAGACUUGAAAAUUUUUAACCAAGCUCUUCUUGCAAACCAAGCUUGGAGGAUCAUGACAGAUGAGACUACACUUCUUCAUAAGUUGUAUAAAGCAAGAUAUUUCCCUUCCUCUAAUUUUCAUAACUCAAGGCUGGGAUCUACACCUUCAUAUGUUUGGAGGGGUACAUGGGAAUCAAAAGAUGACAUGCUGAGGGGUUGCAGAUGGAGAGUUGGGGAUGGUAAGUCAAUAAAGGUUUGGACAGAUCAUUGGAUACCUGGAGAUAGAGUGUUGCAACAAUUGACACAAGAAAAUAUUGAUGAGACACUUAUGGUUGAAGACCUUAUAGAUGAGAACACAAGAUGGUGGAAUAUAGAAAAGGUGAGAAGGCUGUUACCACCUGCUGCAGCAGGAUCUGUGUUGAAAAUUUUGAUUAGUAAUGAGGUGAGGCUUGAUUGUUUUAUAUGGGAUAAUGAGAAGGAUGGGGUGUUUAGUGUAAAAAGUGCAUAUGACUACUUUCAGAAGUUGGACAGACAAGAGGGGGAGUGUUCAAAUGCUGAUAAUUAUAGCAAGUUCUGGACAAAGUUAUGGAAGCUGAAACUACCUAAUAAAAUAAAGAUCUUUGCUUGGAGAGCUUGCAAGAAUGGUCUCCCAACCCGUGCCAAUCUUAAGGGGAGGUUUAUUAUUAAUGAAACUUAG